Molecule: messenger RNA, 1948 nt
Organism: Hevea brasiliensis (rubber tree)
Lineage: Eukaryota; Viridiplantae; Streptophyta; Magnoliopsida; Malpighiales; Euphorbiaceae
Exons: 9
Coding region: 355-1761 (468 amino acids)
Biological process (GO): activation of GTPase activity; intracellular protein transport
Molecular function (GO): GTPase activator activity
Source: RefSeq, a predicted model, not a curated record
UGUGUUUAUACAUUUAACCAGUCUUUUGGUAAAGAUUAUUUUAUGGCGAGGUGGAAACUUGCACAGAUGAAAUUCUUGAAGCUGACAUUUAUACUUGUUAUUUUAUAAAAAAAAAUUAACGAGUUAACCUGGCCUCUCCCAAUUGCACCGUCACCACCUUUCCGUAACCGCUCCGUGACUCAAUUGGCCCCAAUCUGUGCUUUCUACGAAGAGAAACAAAGAAAGGAGCUCCAAUUAUGGGCUCAGUUACCAGAGAACUCCAUUAACAUUAACCACUUCAAAUCUUCUAUUCUUUCAUAUCUCUAUAUAUUAACCUAUACUUACACACCAAUCUCUAUACACAUCUCUCUUCAAAUGGCGAAGAAUAAGGUACCUGAAUGGCUCAACAGCUCUCUCUGGUCCGCCACUACCGCCACUACUUCAUCCUCCGCCGAUGACGAUCGCAUCCAACACUAUUCCAAAAAGCACUACGCCACCGCAACAGAAUCUCUUGAUGGGCCACCGGUCACGUUCUCACCGCCGGCCGCAAUAAUGGAGGAGCCUCCUCGUCCUUCAAAGCCUGAAAUCAAAAUUAAGGAUAAAGAUUUGCGAAACGGUGUUAGUAGUGAUAUUGAUAAUAAUAAUUGUAAUAGCAUUAACAAUGAUGAGGAUAAUGGGACGUCCUAUGUUCGUCCCUCUGCCGCCGAGGAUAUUUCUAGACAGGCUCAGCUCUUGACCGAAUUGUCGAGGAAGGUGGUAAAUAUGAGGGAAUUGAGGAGAAUUGCGUCUUAUGGGAUUCCUGAUGGUGCUGGCAUUCGUUCCGCGGUCUGGAAGCUCUUACUGGGGUAUCUACCAGCUGAUCGCUCACUUUGGUCAAGUGAAUUGGGUAAGAAGAGGUCUCAGUAUAAGCAUUUUAAAGAGGAGCUUUUAAUGAAUCCUUCGGAAAUCACAAGGAGGUUGGAGAAAUCCCCUGUUUGUGAAAAUGAUGAGGCCAAAAGUGAAAGCAGUGGUAUGUUAUCAAGAUCGCAAAUAACUCAUGGAGAGCAUCCUUUGAGCCUUGGGAAGACCAGCAUCUGGAAUCAGUUCUUCCAGGACACAGAGAUCAUAGAGCAAAUUGACCGAGAUGUGAAACGCACUCAUCCAGACAUGCACUUCUUUUCUGGGGACACAUCUUUUGCAAAAUCUAAUCAGGAGGCUUUGAAAAACAUACUAAUUGUAUUUGCUAAAUUAAAUCCGGGAAUAAGAUAUGUCCAAGGGAUGAAUGAAAUUCUGGCACCUCUUUUUUACGUAUUCAGAAAUGACCCUGAUGAGGAAAUGGCGGCUUGUGCUGAAGCAGACACGUUCUUUUGUUUUGUUGAAUUAUUGAGUGGAUUUCGGGAUCAUUUCUGUCAGCAACUUGAUAACAGUGUUGUUGGGAUUCGUUCAACAAUUACAACGUUGUCACAGCUUUUGAAGGAACACGAUGAAGAACUUUGGCGCCAUCUUGAGGUCACAACCAAGGUCAACCCCCAAUUUUAUGCAUUUAGGUGGAUUACUCUCCUCUUGACUCAGGAGUUCAAUUUUGCAGAUAGUCUUCAUAUUUGGGACACACUUCUGAGUGACCCUGAAGGUCCACAGGAAACUUUACUUCGAAUAUGUUGUGCGAUGCUGAUUCUCAUUCGGAGGCGCCUACUAGCGGGGGAUUUCACUUCUAAUCUCAAGCUACUCCAGAACUAUCCACCUACAAAUAUCAGCCAUUUGCUUUAUGUUGCAAACAAGUUGCGUGCUCAACCAUCGGGCUAAUUAAUUUUUAUCACACGUCUUUGUUUUUCAUCUCUACCUUGUUUUUGUGUUUGAAAAAUCUAUUGUUUGUAAAUUACUGGAUGUAAAUGUUGGUUGAAAGUAACGGCUAGCAUGCAGGGAGAAUCACCUAUGUCGUCUUUCCUUGAAUGCAACAUUUUUUUUUUAAUUUAAUUUUUUCCCUUCUGUA